Molecule: messenger RNA, 1446 nt
Organism: Fusarium graminearum PH-1
Lineage: Eukaryota; Fungi; Ascomycota; Sordariomycetes; Hypocreales; Nectriaceae
Exons: 1
Coding region: 1-1446 (481 amino acids)
Source: RefSeq, a predicted model, not a curated record
AUGCAGCAAAACCAAUCAAUUCGUGAGGCUUGGGAAGCAGAACGAAACCAUCUUGAAGCCAACCGUCGUCGUGUUGAAGAGGUCUAUCAAGAAGAGCGGAUCAUAAUGGAUGAAGUCCAGGAGAGCUGGGAGGCUGAGAAGGAGGGCAUGGCCCGAGAAAUCGAAGAACUCAAGGAACGUGUUCAUCGACUUGAAGGAGAAAACAGUGCUCUCAAAGCUGUCACAGCCCAAAGCAUCCAAGUCACAGGCGUAGUUUCGCCUCUGGCGAGUCAGCGUGGUGGAAGCGGUGAGGGCUCUUUGGACAAUUCCUACUUCCCUGCUCCACCAGGACGACUCGUGUCAAGGGCACAAAAUCCCACCAUCCCGGUCGGUGUUUCCAUGGCCGAUGCGUCAUCUCUUCCACCCGGCCUUGAUGGUGCGUCUCGACGACCUCACUAUUUCUCACCAAGCAGUGCUCGUGUGUCUCCCACAACACAACCUGAAUCGUCACCUUUCGUCCCUCUCGAUCCCAGGAUGCAGACACAAAACCCGGUAGCCAAAGAUUUUCUGCCGUCCCCAACAGAGGAUACGGCUACGCCUGUGCCAGUUAUCGACGUGCAAGAAAUCGACCCUAAGCUGGAAGGUAUCCCGAUCAAGGCCACUGCGGUCCAGAAGUCCACAUUCGCCGCCGGCGCAUCUCCUCCCAAAAACACAGCCUCUCCAGUGACAUCCCCUUCUGGACCUGCUGCUCAAAGCCCGGAGCAGUCUCGGCAGCCGACAAGCAUGCGCGGCUCGUCCAAGGAGUAUACGUUGCAAGUUCUUUCCGCUGUCGAAUCUCGCCGGCUCACAAUGCACGCUGGCCACACCCCAAACCAUUCCCUUUCGGUUUUCCCCAAAAUCAACCCGACCGACUCAACAUCCAUCAUUGGAGAGGGCGCCACGCCAACUGUUGAAACGGCAAUCGAUCUCGGUACAGCAGCCGCCAUUGCAGCAGAAGAGGUGAAGGACACUCUGCCCGUGCCAGAACAGGCCGAAAGGCGCGACUCCAAAGUCUCAUUUGUGUCUUUUAAUGAAGAGUUGGAUCCAAAUGCACUAGAUGUCAUGAUGGAACCCAGUGACGGUGACAAACCCCUUAAAGGGCCUCUCAUGCUCAGAAACAUGCCGGCCAAAGACGAACUUUUCUGGGAAGAGGUACACAAGAAACUGGACCCCAUUAGUCAAGGACAGAACGCUCUUCCCGCUGUUAUGCAGUCUCAGGAACAGGGCUCUACUGCCGGGCCAUCUGGCUUAAAUGCUUCAGUGCCUGGGUUGAAACAGAGUAGCUCUAUCGGAGGGGAUGGGUCUGCUGAUGCCCGAGCUGAUGCAGAUGCUAGUGAUGGGGAAACCGAUGGCAAGGCCAUCGAAGUUGAUGUUCCGUUGAAACUGAAGAGUACGUCCAAUUUUGGCGCCCCUUUUGGUGCCAUGUAG